AUGUUGAACUUAUAUUUUAAACAACUAUGGUUGACAACUAUAUUUUUAUCAAUAUUUUCAUUUGAAGAAUAUCGAGCUCUAACUAUUUGUCCAAACAUGACUUGGUCAUUUAAUGGAACAACAAUUGCUGGUUCAUCGUUAGGCUUGUCAAACAACACUGCAGCAUAUCUUAAGAAGCCGCAGGACGCAUUCGUUGAUCAGAAUGGCACUCUGUAUGUUCUAGACAGUGGAAAUCUUCGAGUGCAGAUUUUUUGGCUUUUAUUUAUUUCAGUGGAUGGUAUUAGUGUAGAUCUUAGUGGAAAUAUUUAUAUCCUUGAUCAUGGAAAUGAACGUGCGACUAAAUGGGUACCUGGUGCAGUCAAUGGAACAGUUGUUGCUGGUAAUAAUGGUAUGGGUAAUCGUAGUAAUCAACUAAAUCUUCCUUAUGGAUUCUUUGUUGAUCCAAUUACAUUAUUUAUUUGGAUUGCUGAUACUUAUAAUAGUCGCAUCGUUCGAUGGGAAUCUCCAUCAACAGGUAUUAUUGUUUGUGGAAGUAAUGGAACAAGAUCGGACCAAUUCUACUCACCAUUUGGGCUAUUUGUUGAUACAAUUAAUUCGAAUACGAUUUAUGUUGCAGAUACAUUUAAUCAUCGAGUUCAAAUGUGGUUACAAGGAGCAACUAAUGGCACAACAAUAGCUGGCCAAACAAGCGCUUGUGGUUCGGGACUUAAUCAACUCUGUAAUCCAGAGUCAGUCAUUGUAGAUACAAAUGGGUAUAUAUAUAUUGCAGAUAAUACGUUCUGUCGUAUUAUGCGAUGGAAGAUAGGAUCAACUUCUGGUACGAUGAUAGCUGGAGACUCAAUAUUUGGAUCAUUGCCAAACCAAUUGUAUUAUCCAUACAAUAUUAAAUUUGAUCCAAAUGGAGCCCUUAUUAUUGCUGAUACUUAUAAUAAUCGUGUUCAAAAGUUCGUCGCUUCUUGUGGUGAGUUUCAAACAUGUCUAAAUAAGUUUUAUCAAAAUAUAGAUGGAAUUUAUUUUCUAGGAACAAUAUUUUAA
Messenger RNA from Adineta steineri, 1035 nucleotides. Lineage: Eukaryota; Metazoa; Rotifera; Eurotatoria; Adinetida; Adinetidae. The record is from the annotation of a GenBank genome assembly.